Messenger RNA from Lachancea dasiensis, 1716 nucleotides. The record is from the annotation of a GenBank genome assembly. Lineage: Eukaryota; Fungi; Ascomycota; Saccharomycetes; Saccharomycetales; Saccharomycetaceae.
AUGAGCGCAGACUGUUCAGUUGGGAACAAUCCGCUAGCAAAUUUAAGUAAACACGCUCAACAAGAUCGUAGUUUACAUCAUGCGGGGACCUUCAGCGACACUAAUCAUGGAGCGCAAAACCGGUUCAGAACACAGGAAAGUAAGCUGAGCGACGCCAAUAGAAGGCAUAUGGAGGCGUUUUUAGGUCAGAACAGCUUAGAAAAUCCCAGGAUGGUCGCUGGUGGACACCCACCACCUCUUUCAGAGUUUCAACAAAACCCACAAAACAUGCACCUUCAACAACAGAGCCGACUUCCUUCUAGCGACUGGAGCCAGCAAUUUCGAGGUAUGUCGCCGUCCGAGAAAAUUAUGGAGCAACAAAACACGACCAGCCGGGCCCUUUCACCUCAAGUAGGGCACAGUUCUUCACAGGAGCGACUGCAUAUGGGCUCCCGCAAUACCAUGACCCAAUUUGGCCCGCGGCUGGGCUCUGGAAUGAUCACGCCCAUUUCAAGAUACCAACAGCACAACCCUCAAAUGACUCACUCUCAAGAACCACUGCACGAAAGCAUUAACCAAGAGUCUUGGGAUGAACAAUUCAAAGAACUCGAGAAGGAAGUAGCAGAAAAAUUGGCUCUUCACGAAGAGGAAGUUUCCAAUCAGAAGAGUCAAACAGUAGUUGGCGAGCAAGCAGGUGUGAGCGACCAAUAUCAAGCCGAAUUUCAAGAGGUGUGGGACAAUUUACACGAGGAAGCAAUGGAAGGUGGUGCAACUGACGACUGGCAAAAAGAUUAUCAGCGGUAUAUGUCCGGUCGUCCAGCAACAAGCGCACCAUACAAGUUCGAAUCUGAAAACCAAUAUCUGCAUAAUCCAAACGCAUAUGAAAUUGGGUGCAUUCUGAUGGAGAACGGAGCGAAACUAAGUGAAGCAGCGCUUGCAUUUGAAGCAGCGGUUCAAGACGACCCACAGCAUGUGAAUGCGUGGCUUAAACUGGGCUUGGUUCAUACACAAAAUGAAAUGGAGUAUAGUGGUAUUAGUGCCUUGGAAGAGUGCUUACGGCUUGAUCCAAAAAAUCUGGAUGCUAUGGUCACUCUGGCUAUCAGUUACAUUAAUGAAGGCUACGAUGUCAGUGCCUUCAAAAUGUUAAACAAAUGGCUGGAGAACAAGUACCCGGACUUGGUCGCACAUGAUGAAGGCUUGGAAACCAGCGUUGAUCGCUAUAGCAUGGGACAAGCUAUCACCUUGCGGUUUUUGCAAGUGGUCAACAAGCUAUCCCACGUGGAUGCCAGCCUUCAGCUGGGUCUCGGGAUCCUCUUUUACUCUAACGAUGAUUACGACAAGACAGUUGAUUGCUUUAAAGCCGCGUUAGCAGUAUCCCCCGAUGACGAGCUGAUGUGGAAUCGCCUGGGCGCAUCACUAGCGAACUCCAAUCGCUCGGAAGAGGCGGUUCAGGCAUACCGCAAAGCACUUCAACUCAAACCCACAUUUGUAAGGGCCCGCUGUAACCUGGCUGUAUCUUGUAUGAAUAUGGGCUGCUACAAAGAGGCUGCAGAGUAUCUACUAACAGCUCUCACCAUGCAGGAAGUUGAAGGAGUGCCGCUAUCGGAGACGGCCGCAAGCCAGAAUUUGCUUGAGACGCUGAAGAGAGCAUUUAUAGGCAUGGAGAGGCGUGAUCUUUUGGACAAAGUUCGUCCAAACAUGGAAUUGGGAACUUUUCGCAAGGAAUUUACGUUCUGA